AAGUACGUAAAUAUUCCAAUUUAGAUUAGCAACGAGGGCUUUCUCAUACCGGGUAAAUUUAUAUCAAAACACUCGAUGAUUACAAUAGUGCGUUGAUUGUGACGGUGUAUGCGCGUUUAUAUAGGUUACGCAGAAUCUUUAAUUCACUUACUCUAGUAGUGAGACUUUUAAGCGAAUUUUACAGUGGUGAAAAUGGCACCCUUAGGACUUUGUUUAGGUUCUAUUUUGGUUCUUUGCAUUGUGAUCGAUACCACCUUUUCUUCCGCUGGUGUAAAGUAUUUGCCCCCUGUAGCACCGCAGAAAGUAUACUAUGGGUCCCUUGAUGCCAAUGCGGUAAAAUCAUUGUUCAAUGAGUUUACUCGAGAAUACGGUAAACGAUACGAGAAUCUGAAGGAGAAAGAAGAAAGACUGAGAAUUUUCUCAGAAAAUUUGAAACGGUAUGAUGCAAUGAACGCAGAGGAACAAGGAACAGCCGUCUACGGGAUCGAUGAGUUUUCGGAUAUGACAGUCGAGGAAUUCAGUAAUAAGAUGUUGACACUGAAUAUUAAUUCCUACAAAAAGCGGCUAGGCGAAAAAUAUGACGACCCUAGUUUGAAACACGUAAAAGCUCCGAAGAAUUUCGACUGGAGGGAAAAAGGAGGGGUUACUCCAAUAAAGGACCAGGGAGCUUGUGGCUCUUGCUGGGCUUUCUCUACUGUUGCUAAUAUCGAAGGACUUUAUUUCAACAAGUACAAGAAAUUGGUGAAUUUAUCUGAGCAACAGCUCGUUGACUGCGAAAAGAAUUCCGACGGAUGUAGGGGUGGAUGGAUGGCAUCAGCAGUUGAAUACUUAGCGGAGGCAGGAGGAUUACAGGACGAGGACUCAUAUCCGUACAUGGCGGUUGAUCAAGUGUGCCAAUUUGAUAAAACGAAAGUCGUAGCCGAGGUCGAGAAGAACGUUAUGCUACCGACGAACGAGAAGAAAAUGAUGGCUUACCUCUUCAAGAACGGACCUAUCUCCAUUGCUCUUGAUGCCAGGGCCAUGGGUGGGUACAAAGGAGGUAUCGCCCAUCCAACUGAAAAAUGGUGCUCCAAAAAUAGCACACAGGUGAACCAUGGAAUAGCGUUGGUAGGCUACGGCGUGAAAGUUGUUCAGUUCGGCGACAAGAAGAAACGUAUACCAUAUUGGAUCGCAAAGAACAGUUGGGGCACAGAAAAAUGUGAUAAGGGUUACUGGUACGUGUACAGAGGCGACAACGUUUGUGGACUUGCAAAUUGGCCGAGCAGUGCUGUUUUGAAAUGAAACAAAAGUUCCUCAUGAGCAGAAAUUUAUAAUUUCUUUUUAAUUUUUACUUCCUGCUCUCCCCUUCGUUUUUGCUGAAAUAAAUCAAGCUAUCCGCUCUCUACUCAUUCGUCAAAAUAUGAGGCGAUUUCUUUAUACGCACGCAGAAAUCCAGUCGUAUUUUUCAAUAUUUCAUCAAUCCGAGUAAAUUGACAUCAUACAAUUUGUUCCUCUAUCUUUCCUCCUAAUAAAGAUAUUACAGAAUAA
Molecule: messenger RNA, 1527 nt
Organism: Bemisia tabaci
Lineage: Eukaryota; Metazoa; Arthropoda; Insecta; Hemiptera; Aleyrodidae
Product: cathepsin F
Biological process (GO): proteolysis
Molecular function (GO): cysteine-type peptidase activity
Source: RefSeq, a predicted model, not a curated record